GCCCUCUUUUGCCUUACGCGAUCUGUCACGCGCCUCCGGUCGUAGCCGCAACUGCUCAUGUUUAUUGUAGUUUGUCACUGUCGUGACCUCCUCGUCACUCGUCCUCUGGAGCAGGGCUGAAGUUCGGAUAUUGACAUCAUGUCGACACUUGAUUUCAAUGGUCUUACACAGUUGUUAAAAGGUCUGUCGGUAUCAAGGCCUCCAGUAGAGCUUACCGGGGCCACCAUCUUGAGCAACCCUCUCGAUCUCUGUCGCUCAGCACUUGCCGAGCUUAUCACUAGCCUCACUGAAUGCGACGUUCAAGAUGCAUACAAAUCCAUCCAAUGGCCGAACAAUAUUUUCAAUGGUGAUCUCUCAAUCACGCUCCCCAGGCUGCGUCCAGGCUGCAAACCGGCCGAGCUGUCGACAGAGUUAGUAGAUAAAUUCCCGAAAGAUAACGCUCUCUUUGACCCCCCUUUGCCCGAAGGCGUUCAUUUGCGCGUUUUUCUGAAGCUCGAGACAGUGUCACGUCUUCUAGUACCGUAUAUCCUCGACCGAAAGCGUUACUAUGGCUUCGAUGUAUCCAACCAUAUAACGAAUCUGGCAUCAAAGGAAGGUGAUCGGAAAAAAGUCAUUGUCGAAUUCUCUUCACCAAACAUCACCAGCGAGUUUCAAGGAAAACACCUGCGAAGCACAAUUAUCGGUGCCUUUAUCGGCAGGUUAUAUGACUCGAUGGGAUGGGACGUUACCCGCAUCAACUACCUUGGGGACUGGGGCAAGCCGAUCGCUUUACUGCGCGUUGGCUGGUCAAAGUACGGCUCGGAUGAGGCAUAUGAGGCAGAUCCUGUGGGACAUCUUCUCGAAGUCUAUCACAAGAUCGAAGAAGACUUCAAGCCGGAACAGGAUGCAAGUAGGCAAGCCCGAGACGACGUGGCCAAAGAAGGGAAGGACGAGGGCGAAGCGCAAGUAGAGAUUGAAAGCAGGGGCAUCUUUGCCGAGCGUAAUGAGGCGUUCAAGAAGCUUGAGGAUGGUGAAGAGGAUACUGUUGCUUUCUGGAAACGUGUGCGAGAUGUCAACAUCGAGAACUACACGAAAUUCUACGAACGAUUGGGCGUCCGCUUCGAUGAGUACUCCGGUGAAUCUCAGGUGACCCCAGAAGUGAUGGUCGAAGUGGAGCAGAUGUUAAAAGACAAGAAGAUAUCGGAAGAAAGUGGAGGAGCAUGGAUUGUCCACAUGCAAACGCUAGGUGCGAAAGCUGGGACAGCUAUCAUACGUGAUCGUUCUGGAAGCAGCACAUACCUUCUUCGAGACCUUGCCGCCGUGCUGGAGAGGUCUAGGAAGUACUCUUUCGACAAGAUGAUCUACAUUGUGGCUAGUGACAACAGCGUCCACUUCACUCAACUCUUCAAGAUCCUGGAGGGUCUGGAACUGAAAGACCUGGCAAGCAAGCUGCAACAUGUCAAGUUCAGUGAGGUCUCUAAGAUGGCGGCGAUACUCGGGAAGGGGUAUAAGCCGCAGGCCAUACUUGAUAAGUGCGAGGAAGCAAUGGCCAGCCUUUCAGAGAUUGAUGGGGAUAAGGCUACCUUGCUAGGUGGGGCGGAUCAGACCAGGGAAUCACUUGCGACAUCCGCACUCCUCGUCCAGGAACUGUCCACUCGGUCAAGUUCCACGCACGCCUUCGACCCGAGCACGUUGGCCUCCUUCAAACUUGGCUCAGGGCCCGAUCUGCAGUAUUGGUCAACAAAGCUCCGCGUCCUUCUCACCAACGCCCCUUCUACUGAAGAGCUUGGCGAGGAAGACUAUCAGGCACUGGCGGAAGAGGACCAAGCCAACCUGUUGCGCGUCCUCGCGCAGUAUCCGGAAGUUGUGAAUGCCACAUACCUUUCACUUGAGCCAUCUGGUAUUUUGGCAUAUCUUGUCACUCUGACUGAGCUGCUCUCCGAAUGUCUCGGCGAGGGUGAAGAAGAUGCUGCCGUCACUCCAGGCCUUGCCGCCUUGUAUGAGGCGACUAGGAUCGUGCUGGAGAGUAGCAUGAAGUUGCUGGGCCUUACGCCGCUGGCAGACCUGCCGCAUGAAAGGGCGGACACACCGGUUGGGGAUUAGUGAAAUUGCAAAGCACUGUUUCAGUUAUUGGACUUGGUCGGCGUCUUGGCUCAAUAUGUAUUGUCUUUACGCCGUAAUAUCGGCGGCUCUCCUUUUCCUGACAUGAUGUAUGUGCCUCGAGGAUAAUUCGAUCGUAAUAGUAUAGUUGGGUUUUCGCGUAAUGAUGUAACGAAUUCCGACCUAUUCAAAUAAAUUGAUACAGUAUUGCAC
Molecule: messenger RNA, 2292 nt
Organism: Cucurbitaria berberidis CBS 394.84
Lineage: Eukaryota; Fungi; Ascomycota; Dothideomycetes; Pleosporales; Cucurbitariaceae
Product: Nucleotidylyl transferase
Exons: 2
Coding region: 139-2082 (647 amino acids)
Biological process (GO): mitochondrial translation; arginyl-tRNA aminoacylation
Cellular component (GO): cytoplasm; mitochondrion
Molecular function (GO): ATP binding; arginine-tRNA ligase activity
Source: RefSeq, a predicted model, not a curated record